AUGCUCGCCUACAUUGCGCUCGCCGAGAACGAGCCCGUGCAUCUCGUGCGCGCGCGCAUGAUCCGCAAAAUGCUGCAGCCCGCUGGCCCGCCGCCGCAGCGGGACAACGAAUGA
Molecule: messenger RNA, 114 nt
Organism: Verticillium alfalfae VaMs.102
Lineage: Eukaryota; Fungi; Ascomycota; Sordariomycetes; Glomerellales; Plectosphaerellaceae
Exons: 2
Coding region: 1-114 (37 amino acids)
Source: RefSeq, a predicted model, not a curated record